Messenger RNA from Triticum dicoccoides, 1633 nucleotides. Its product is annotated as putative F-box/LRR-repeat protein 23. Bases 1 to 1284 code for a protein of 427 amino acids. The transcript has 2 exons. Lineage: Eukaryota; Viridiplantae; Streptophyta; Magnoliopsida; Poales; Poaceae. The record is from RefSeq and is a predicted model, not a curated record. Gene Ontology annotation, molecular function: protein binding.
AUGUUGAGAGUGGCAAUUCUGCGAAGCCCCGUAUUAAAAUUGGCAAAUAGCCGAUUUUCUCGCCACCGCCGCGGCAACCGCAAGCCUCCUCCUAAUCCUCCAGCGCCGAUAACGGGGGCGGGGGAGGUUACUAUUGACGAGGCGGAGCUUCCGCCGUCGGCCGUUGUCUACAGGCUGGAAUGCAUCCCAUCCUCACGCCCCGCUCCACCAAAACCUAACCCUCCAGAGCCUCAACCCCAACCCCAUGGCGCGACGCACCCCUCCUCCACCUCCUCCUCUCGCCGCCGUCGCGGACGACGCGGCCGCAAGGGGCCAGCACCAGCGCCAGCGCCUGCGGCGGAGGAGGCGAGGGACUGGGCGGGGCUCCUGCUGGACGCGCUCUGCGCCAUCCUCCACAAGCUCGACCACGUCGAGAUCCUGACCGGCGCGGGGCAGGUGUGCCGCUCCUGGCGCCGCGCCGCGCGCGACGUGCCCGCGCUCUGGCGCCGCAUCGACAUGCGCGGCCACGCGGACAUCCACGAGCUCUACCUCUGCGGGAUGGCUCAGGUCGCCGUCCGCCGCAGCGCGGGGCAGUGCGAGGCGUUCUGGGGCGAGUACGCCGCGCACGAAGGCCUGAUCCUCUUCCUCGGCGACCAAGCUCCAUCUCUGAAGAGUCUUUGCCUCAUCUCUUGCCACCGUGUCUACAUUGAAGAAUUGGUGGAGGCAAUGAACAAGUUCCCUCUACUAGAGGAGCUCGAGCUCUCAUUGUGUUCAAAUAUAGGUGGGAAGCAUAUGUUUCAGGUCAGCAAAGCAUGCCCGCAGCUAAGGCACUUCAGAAAGAGUGAGCUUCGGUUCUACAAUCUCCAAGACAACAGUGAUGGCGAAGACGCAGAUAGUGAGUUUAGGUACAACAAGAACGAUGUCGCCAAAGGAAUCGCAACCAUGCUCCAGCUACGCUCCCUACAGCUCUUUGCCAGCAACCUCACCAAGGAAGGGCUGGUGGCGAUCCUCGACAACUGCGUCCACCUCGAGUCCCUUGACAUUCGCCACUGCUUUAACAUCGUCAUGGACGACGCCCUGCGAGCAAAGUGCUCCAGGAUCAAGACGCUGAGGCUUCCCCACGACUCGACAGAUGACUACGACAUUGAGGCUUUGAGCCCUCUCUGGUCAGGUCUUGGUAUGGGCAUUAGCUCUGACAGUGAUGGAGAUUGCUUCUAUGGUGGGCCUGACUACAUUCUGGACUCAGAUGAGUACGACGAUUACUGUGAUCCUGAGCGCUACCUUGACGGCGUCUACAUCGGAUGACGUGUUACUCUCAUGGAUCUGCUCGAUUCGGGCUACUGAAUGCUGGGGCCCCUCUCGACUUUCGUCAACAUCGGCAGACGUGUUACUCUAAUGGAUCUCUGCUCGAUUCGGGGUACUGAAUGUUGGGGUCUCUCUCAACUUUUGCUGGAAGAUUUGAGUACCGACCACUGUAGUUUAUCUUCUGUUAGUUGUGCGCAUCGACAUCUAGUAUGUCAACUGAGUCGUGACUGUGUUAAAAGUGUAAUGUUUAGAUCGUGUUCCAGGGUAUGCAGACAGUGGGAACAAGAUGAUGCCAACUACUGAGCUUGGUUCUGACACUUGGCUCUCAUUUGUCAACGUUUUUGGUAAU